Messenger RNA from Monoraphidium neglectum, 837 nucleotides. RefSeq lists its product as hypothetical. The transcript is spliced from 3 exons. NCBI's taxonomy places the organism in Eukaryota, Viridiplantae, Chlorophyta, Chlorophyceae, Sphaeropleales, Selenastraceae. The record is from RefSeq and is a predicted model, not a curated record. The coding region runs from base 1 to 837 and encodes 278 amino acids.
AUGCAGCGCGCCCCGGACCGCCGCCCCGCACCCCCGCAGGCCAUCCGCGCCAUCAAGGCAGAUGCCUGCCGCGACGGCACCGCAGGCAGCCCUGAGACCGACGCGAGGCUGCAGCGCGCUGCGGCCGACCCCGUCGCCGCGCUGGCUGCGCUGUGCCGCGACCGCAUCAGGAAGCUCGACCUCCCGACACUCUACGCCGGCCUCGCGCCGUCCGCAGUGGAGACUGUGGCCUCCACUGUGGUGUACUUCUACCUCUAUUCGCUGCUGAGGCAGGCGGCGGUGUCGGUGCGGCGGCGGCGGGUGGCGUCAGCGGGCGUCGGCAAGGCGCGCGGGGACGAAAUCGGGGUGGCGGCGUCGCUGCUGGUGGCGGCGGCAGCGGGCGCGGGCAACAUGCUGGUGACAACACCGGCUCAGGUUGUGUCCACGAUGAUGAUGGCCAACGCAAAGCUGAGGCAGCGGCUGGAGGAGCAGGGCCGCCCCGCGGGCCACGUGCGCUGCGACACCUGGGGCGUGUGCCGCGAGGUCUGGCGGCAGGACGGGCCCGGCGGCUUCUGGAGGGGCCUGCUGCCCAGCCUCAUCCUGGUGGUCAACCCGGCGGUGCAAUACGCGUUGUUCGAGUGGGGCAUGCAGCGAGCAGCCGCCACCAAGGCGCGUCGCGCGGCGCGGCGGUCGCACCUGCGCGGCGGGCCGCUGGUGGUGCGGGGCCCCGCCGAGCUGGGGCCGGGGGAGGUGUUCUUGAUAGGUGAGCGCGUGCUGGCGCUGCCGCAGGCUCUGGCAGGAUGCAGUGGGCCCAGCCGCGCACAGGGUCGCUCAGUGAUACAAGAAACGCAAGACUGA